Molecule: messenger RNA, 3955 nt
Organism: Salarias fasciatus (jewelled blenny)
Lineage: Eukaryota; Metazoa; Chordata; Actinopteri; Blenniiformes; Blenniidae
Gene: kpna3
Product: karyopherin alpha 3 (importin alpha 4)
Exons: 17
Coding region: 102-1661 (519 amino acids)
Biological process (GO): protein import into nucleus
Cellular component (GO): cytoplasm
Molecular function (GO): protein binding; nuclear import signal receptor activity
Source: RefSeq, a predicted model, not a curated record
CCACCAGCAGCAGCAGCAGCAGCAGCACAGGAGCUGCCGUGCCUCGUCUUUCACGGAGGAGAUCCCGAAAGCCGGAGGAAACAGCGAAACCCCGUACAGCCAUGGCAGAGAACGCCGGCUUGGAGAACCACCGCAUCAAGAGCUUUAAAAACAAGGGGCGCGAUGUCGAGACUAUGCGAAGACAUCGAAAUGAGGUGACAGUCGAGUUGAGAAAGAACAAACGAGACGAACAUUUACUGAAGAAGAGAAACGUCCCGCAGGAGGAAAGUCUGGAGGACUCGGACGUCGACUUAGACUUCAAAGGACAAAAAGUUACGCUUGCUGCCAUCUUACAGAACGCAACAAGUAGCAAUGCAGUUAUACAGCUCAGCGCUGUGCAGGCAGCCAGAAAACUGCUCUCCAGUGACAGAAACCCUCCCAUCGAUGACUUGAUACAGUCUGGGAUUUUGCCCAUUUUAGUCAAAUGCCUGGAAAGAGACGACAACCCCUCUCUCCAGUUCGAGGCAGCGUGGGCUCUGACCAACAUUGCGUCCGGGACGUCGGCACAGACUCAGGCUGUGGUCAAAUCCCACGCAGUGCCGCUGUUCCUGCGGCUGCUAGAGUCUCCCCACCAGAACGUGUGCGAGCAGGCCGUAUGGGCCUUAGGAAACAUUAUCGGUGACGGCCCGCAGUGCAGGGACUACGUCAUCUCCCUGGGCGUGGUCAAGCCCCUGCUCACCUUCAUCGACCCGUCCAUCCCAAUCACCUUCCUCCGCAAUGUCACCUGGGUCAUCGUUAACCUGUGCCGCAACAAGGAUCCGCCUCCGCCCAUGGAGACUGUGCAAGAGAUUCUGCCCGCCCUUUGUGUGCUAAUAUAUCACACUGACAUUAACAUCCUAGUAGACACAGUGUGGGCUCUGUCUUACCUGACGGACGGGGGCAACGAACAGAUCCAGAUGGUCAUUGAUUCUGGGGUCGUUCCAUUUCUCGUGCCUCUCCUCAGCCACCAGGAGGUCAAAGUUCAGACGGCGGCUCUGAGGGCAGUGGGGAACAUCGUGACGGGGACGGACGAGCAGACACAGGUCGUCCUCAACAGCGAGGUCCUCUCACACUUCCCCAACCUGCUCACACACCCGAAAGAGAAGAUCAACAAGGAAGCGGUCUGGUUCCUGUCCAACAUCACGGCCGGGAACCAGCAGCAGGUCCAGGCUGUGAUCGACGCCGGCCUGAUUCCUAUGAUCAUCCACCAACUGGCCAAGGGUGACUUUGGCACUCAGAAGGAGGCGGCAUGGGCCAUCAGCAACCUCACCAUCAGCGGGAGGAAAGACCAGGUGGAGUACCUGGUGGAGCAGAACGUCAUCCCGCCGUUCUGUAACCUGCUGUCUGUGAAGGACUCCCAGGUGGUCCAGGUUGUGCUGGACGGCCUGAAGAACAUCCUCAUCAUGGCUGGAGACGAGGCCAGCAACAUCGCAGAGAUCAUCGAGGAGUGUGGAGGUUUGGAGAAGAUAGAAAACCUGCAGCAGCACGAGAACGAGGACAUCUACAAACUCGCCUUUGAGAUUAUUGAUCAGUACUUUUCAGGAGACGAUAUUGAUGAGAACUUGCUCCCCGACACCACUCAAGGAGGAACCUUCAACUUUGACCCAGCUUCCAACAUGCAAACGAAGGAGUUUAAUUUCUGAAAGCGGGGGAUGCUCGUUCCGACCAGUUGCACGGGUACUCUGUAAUCACCCCAGACAUUCAUCCAUCCCUCCUCAUCUGGCAACCUGGUACAGAAGGAUUUACCUAACAUCACUUCACACAUGGAAACUCACCACUGAAGGGUUUACCCACCCCACCUCUGCACUGUGGGGCCGUCUCCUUUCUUCUUCUUUUUUUUUUUUUUUGUUUUCUUUUUUUUUUCUCUCAAAUGGUCAUCCUUCACUGAACACUACAGAUCAGUCGUGGUUAUUGAAACGGCGCCGUCACACUCUGGCAGCCGGCAUCAGGAUGGAUUGUCAGUGCUUCUAAAUAUCACACGAAAACAAAACCAGAAGGAAAACAAAGCUUUCGUGGCAAGAUCCGAUUGCCAAAUGUCAAGUCCUCACAAAGCACAUUAUCUCACACACAGACACACACACACACACACACAAUAUACACGCACACUUUUUGACACUUAGAAUCUGUGUGCAUACUUCUGUUAGAAGACGUCAUAUCACGUAACGGGGAAGAAAUACUGCUGUUUGUUUGUGGGGUUAUUUUUUUAUUUUUUUUUUGUGCUUUCCCUCCCUGGAUCGUCCUCUGGUGUUACUUCGCACACGCACACCGACACACACAAAGUACACACAGGAGCACACUUAGACGCCCCGCCUCCUGUGCAGCGGGCGCACCGACACCCCAGUUUAAAGAGUUAAUCCCAGAGCUAAAGCCAUGAUUAACCACGGACCCCCGCCGCCCGGGGCGGGGGGAGGAGUGAAAGGGCUCUAAGGCGAAGCGAGGACUCCGCGGCGAACCGACUGACGGGACUGCUGACUCGGUGACGUCACCUUUUUUUAACGUGACCUCCGCUGAAUUAUCAAACUCGAUGUUUGUUUUGAAAACAAGAAAAGAGAAAAAAAAAAAAACAAGAAAAUCAUCAAAAAUGUGAAUAAAAUGCCAUAACUUUUUUUUUUUUUUCCUUCUCCAACACAACUCUAUAAGACCCGCGAGCGGCCUGCUGGCGAUGCAGCAGCGCGGCCGCGUUUUUGUUCUGAUGGACGUGAACGCCCGUCACGGGAGGAAGCGCCUCUGGGUGAAGGCAGAGAGACAGUGGAGCAUGUCAGCUGUAGCGUUCACCCCCCCCCACCCACCCCCGCCCCCGCCGGAGCGCCGUCACCUGUCUGCCAUCCAGUGAACUGUUUGCUCGGGACUCCCCUGUAAUGUGAAGCUCUGAAAGGUGUGUGUGUGUGUGUGUGUGUGUGUGUGAGAGAGUGUGUGCGAGUGUGUGUGUAUGGGGAGGGGUGGGUUCAACAACACAUCCAACUAAAAUCGUCCUUGAUAUCAGACUCUAAGGUUGUUUUAAUUAUUUGGAAGCGCGCUCCGCUCCUCAGACAUUAGUUACAUGUUUCAGCUCCUUCAGUUUGAGUCUGUGGAGUUUACCGAUGUCUGUUUUUCCUUUUUUUUUUUUUUUUUUUUUUCUUUUAGUCUUAUGCACACGUCAGAGAGACAUAAUGAUUUCUGCCUGCAGACAGGGACCUAUACUCACUGAAGACUAGACUUCUGAAAGGAGUACAGGUCCUGAUCUGUACAGUACUUAACUACUUUCAGUGAAGAGGUCACACGUCAUCACUCAAUUUGAAUAAUUGUAAAAAUAAAAUGUGAUGUGUAUCUCUCCUUGCCGUCUAAUGAAUAUAUAUGAAUAUAUUUACAUAAAGCCUGUACAAAGCUGCUGCAGCUGACAGUCAUUGGAUGGACGAUAACUGUCACAGAUGGCUGGGGAGGGUUUUUUUUUUUUUUGUUGAAGCAAUAUUUCUUUUAUUUGACUUGCAUAUGUAUUGUGAUGAUGAUAUGCUGAUAAAUUGGAACCGGCUGUUUUGGAUUUUUUUUUUGUUUUUCUUGGUGGUGACGGGCUGUUUGAGAUGUGCCGUCCCAUGUCCCCGGAGGCGAGCGCACGGGCCGGGGUUCGGGCGAGCGCCUCAGACCCCGACCCUCGGUCCUGCUUCUCCAAGACUUUUCGACCCCCGGGUUGGCUGCUAAAUACUCCCAGGGGUUCAGAGCGCGGGCGGGGUUUUAAGAUUUCGGGGUAGGGGUUGUUGUAAGCGGCCCGGGCUUGUUUUUGGGACUAGCUGUUUAUUACUGAACAAAACAAACAAUAGAGAGGGUGUACAGUCAUGAACUAGCAGACUAGACCGAGCCACUUUAAAGAUUUACAAUUUCGUUGCCUUGUAUCUGAAUUAGAUACAAGCUUAUGUUUGUUGCAAGAUUUUUACUUGCUAAUGAAAAGUUGUUUUAAAUAAAA